UUACCGCAAUGCGUAAGUACCAACAGCUGGCCCUGGUGCUCCUUUCGAUAACGUGCGUGGUGAUACUGUUGGUGUACAAAAGUGAAAACAACCGACUAAAGUAUGUACUCGAGGUGGUCAACAUAUUCGGACGCAAUGAUGCGGCCAGCCUAAUACGCAUCGAUAACAGUAGCCGGUUACACAGCUCACCGUACGAUUUCGACAGUCCGCUGCCGGCGUGGCAGCGGCUAGGCGAUGGCUUCUACGUUUACUCCUCGUUCUGGCAGAAAAAUGAGCUCGCGGCAGGCGGUACGGUCAUCAGCCUAGCGGUCGGACUCGAACAUGCCGCAGUCAACUUCAAGUGUCAGGUGCAGCACGGUACCGGUGAUGUCGCUACCGGGAAGCUUCAUUUCGUCCGGCUAGAACAUCCGACCGGUUCGGUUAAGGUGCCCAAUGGGGAGGUGUUUGUGGUGUACAAGCUACUGUGCAAGGUAGCUCGUGACUUUGGACAACCGACAGAAAUCAUCUUUACCGAUACGGCUCAAUCGAUCAAACGGUACGUACCGCUCCGGGUACUGGAAAGUCGGUCGGUACAGCAAAAAAUGACCAUGACGGCGUGCGUUGAUAUGAGCGAUUAUCUCGAGCUGGAGGAAGAGUUCCGGAUGCCUUCCGCUGUUUUGCAGUACUUCCUGCACCACCAAAUCGUUGGCGUGGAAGAUUUCAUCGUGUACAAUAGUAAUGCGCUAAAUGGAGCGACUACAUCGCUGCUCUACAGUCAUGGCAUUAAGAUCAAUCUGUUGCCAUACAAUUUCCCCUUCAAUAUGGCUGACAAGCAACAGAACCGGCUGCUCAUUGAAAUGGACUGUCUGAUGCGAAAUUACAACGCGGCCAAACUUUCCUUCAUCGGAGCCAUCAACGAGUAUCUCUAUCCGAGCUCUCGGUUACGCGUGAACAACAAAUUUUUGAAGUACGCGUGGAAAGUGUCCAGCGACGUGUCACGUUUUGCCAUCGCCAGCCGGUCGGUGUGUAUCGACAAGCGGAAGAAAAUAUUCUCCGACAACUUGCUGUACGAUGUGGACGUCGGUGCACAACUGACGGCACCGAACGAGCGACCGUUCUAUGUGUACAAACCGCAGGACUACAACCGUACAGCCGGAACGCCCGAGUUUAUCAAAACACUUGACGUCGAUCGUUCGAUGAUCUUUGUCCAUAGGUAUGGAGGGAAGUGUAGUAGCAAAACGAAUCUACACGACUGGACGAUUAGCCUGCAGCCGGACUUUCUACAGUACGUGACGGAUGUGGGUCGAGAGCUAAACAAACUUAUCUUCCGAUAA
Messenger RNA from Anopheles maculipalpis, 1313 nucleotides. RefSeq lists its product as uncharacterized. Lineage: Eukaryota; Metazoa; Arthropoda; Insecta; Diptera; Culicidae. The transcript has a single exon. The record is from RefSeq and is a predicted model, not a curated record. The coding region runs from base 9 to 1313 and encodes 434 amino acids.